Messenger RNA from Durusdinium trenchii, 3588 nucleotides. The record is from the annotation of a GenBank genome assembly. NCBI's taxonomy places the organism in Eukaryota, Dinophyceae, Suessiales, Symbiodiniaceae.
AUGAAUCCGCGGCUAAAAGCGAAGCGCAGCGCCGGCAAGCGCCUCGAGGUGGAUGAGGUCUUCAAGCGCAGCUUGUUGGAAGACAUCUUGCCCACCUCCGCCCCGGAGUUCAUGCAGAGCACCGAGGAUGGCAUCGUCUUCCGCAUCUAUCGGCUCGGACGCUUGGAGGUCCGUACGGCACAGGCACCGAACUCAGAGCAAGAGAUUCUCUCGGUGUUCUCCCAGCGGCCUGUGACCGAGAUGGCACCAGGCAAGAUGAAGGCCGUUUCCCAGGAUGAGAAGUUCAUCAAAGGGCGCCUUUACGUGGAGGCAAUCGAGGGAGAUCACAAGGAUGCGGCCAAGCAGCUGCAUUUGUGCCACUUCUACGUCGUUCUUGAGACGAAGAGCGGGCACACCAUCCUCACUGAGAAGUUGGCGGAUGGAAGCACCACUUGGGUGGUGAACCCCAAUUGCUUGGAAGAUCGCAAUUCCUUGGCGAAGCUCAUGGUUUGCUUGGACAUCCGAAUGGAGCCAUUCCAUCAAGAAGCCUGCGUCGACCUCGGCCGCUCGGCGAAGACUCACAGUCAUGCUGCGCUGCGGGUGGUGAGUCCGGUUUUCACCACCGCGGGCGUCGGCGUGGUCCAGGAGCGGAAACGCUACGCCCGAGAGAUCUUCUCCUUGGCUCACACAGUGCUUCUUCGAAGCGAUGGUAGUGCUGUGGCCUGCGGAUGCAACCAUGAUGGUCAAUGCAAUAUUCCACCUUUGGAGGAAGGGAUGUCAUACACCCAGGUUUUUGCAGGCUUCAGUCAUACCGUGCUUCUUCGAAGUGAUGGACAUGCUGUGGCUUGUGGAGACAACCGCGAUGGGCAAUGCGAUCUUCCACCUUUCGAGCCUGGGAAUUGCUACAUUGCCUCAUUUGGAGAAGACCGUGUUUUCCAAGUGGAUUUUGUGGAAGAUGAUGCAAUCAUGCUGACAUGCUUGGAUUUGGGGCAUGAAAAGUUACAGUUGAAGACACUUGGGUGUGGCUUGGGAUACUUGGCAGAUUGCGCAGGAAUUGGAUAUCAGUCUUCCGAGUCUUCGACUCGUGCCUGCACGGAGAAGUGUUGGCGGCAGACUUCACAGUAUUCCUUCAACUCGCUGCAUUUUGAUGCAUGCUUCAAGGAAACACAUCCGCGCUUCCUCGGACGAGCGUAUCCUUAUCCCAGCAGCUCCAAGCGGUCCAGCGAGUUCAGGUCGGAGUAUCGCUUCACCCUGAGUCCUGCCGUUCGGGGACUCGGUCCGGGCCGGAGCGUGGAAGAUCUGACACCACCGACCAUCACAGUGGUGAGCAUGUACGGCAUCUCAGAGAACGUGAUCCGCGUGACCAUUCGCCUAGAUGAUUCGGGCACCACGUAUUGCCGAGCCUACGACAGCAGCACCUUCACUCCGGUGUCGCAGGGCGGUACGGAUGUGCCGACCUUGACGGAUUGCACCGCGUGUCUCCUCGCGAUCAACACGGGCUCAGGCACCAACUUCAUGGGCACGUCCACCUACGACUCCACCAAAGGCUACGCCCAACAUGAGGUGGACAUUAGUGGCCUCGCGGCGAAGACCUUCUACUGGGUCUAUUGCUAUUCCCACGACGAUGAGAUUCCCACGGUGAACGUCGCGACGUCUUCGCAGAUGUUGGCCACCGAGCGUCAGGUGAGGACGUUGGACACCACGGCGCCCAGCUUCGGCACGUUCACCUGCGCAGAGACGCCGGCCACCGAGGAUAGCAUCACGGUGACCUUGAGUUUGAAUGAAGCUGGUCGGGCCUACUGCAAGGUGGUGAACACCGGCUUCGAUCCGCCCACGCCCAACGCCGUCAUCGCCGAAGGUUUCUACAUGGACGUCACCACCACGAGCGAUUUCACCAUCAUUGUGAAUCAGAUCACCACGGGCUUAGGCUCCACAGGGAUGGAAUCGCUCCAUGCGAAGUGGGACUACGAUGUCUACUGCUGGGCACAGGAUGCUGAAGGCUAUCCCUACUACGGCCCCAAUGGCAUGGUCGCAGCCGAGGCUUGUCCUUCCAAUCCGGUGACGACGUUGGAUUUGACCCGACCCUCUUUACGCUUCAUCAUGGCGGAAUCCAUCUCCAGUAGCCAGAUCAUCAUCACCCUGCAGGUGGAUGAAGGAGCCAAGGAGUUCCAUCCAAGCACCCAGCAGCCGUCGGCGUUGGGCCGGCGUGGCGCCAUGGGCUGCUUUCGGAAUGUGGGCGUGAAAGUGCGGGGAGCUGGUCGUCCGCGCUUCCUAUUGCUGGUCUUCAGCCUUAGCCUUGGGUAUCACUGGUGCUUUGCCGCACCGACCGCUCCACCACGUGGAUCCUUGACCGGGCGGAUCGCAGACGCCUCCGGAACCGCGCGACCCCACGUGGCUUUCCGCGCGUCCGGGAGCGGUGAGGCCAGCGCCGCGAGCGCUAGCGUGAGUGAUGCAGGAAUCAACUUGGCAAAGAACCUGGUGGGUUCCGGCAUCCUCAGCUUGCCUGCCGGCAUCGCGGCCUUCGCUUCCUCGUCCUCCGCCCUCUGGGUCUCCUUGCUCUUGCUGGGCGGCUCCGCAGGGCUGAGUGCCUAUACCUUCUACCUCAUCGGCAAGGUGUGUCAAGAGACGGAGAGCGCCAGCUUCGGCGCCGCCUGGGAGAAGUCGGUCCAGUCGGGCAAAUGGAUCCCACAAUGGGUCUGCAUUCUUGAGUGUUUUGGUGGCGCCGUGGUCUAUGCCAUGGUUUUGGGCGACGUCUUCUCUUCCUCCUUUCAGAACCUGCCGGCCAAGUUCUCCUUGCUGGGCACUUUAGCCACCAGCUACGUGGUGCUUUUUGUGGUGAAGCGUUUUCUCGAUGGUAGCUAUGCAGCUGGCGGCCAGUUCUUCAAAGCUGCUGCACUGGCGACGAGUGCGCACACCUCGAUCUUCAAUCCACAGAUGUUAGUCCUGGUGGCCUUGCUCUCGACCGCCUUCUUGGUCCAUUUCAACGCGCCGCAGUUCUUCGUGGAGCUUCCUCCAGCGAAGCCCACCAGUGAGGAGAAGCAACAGAAGCUCAAGGACUUCAGCAAGGUGUCGCUGAUCGGCUUUGGGAUUGCUUCUCUCCAAUAUGCCCUGGUAAUGUGCUUUGGCUUCUUGACCUUCGGCCAGGCCGUCAGCGGGACCCUGGGGCUGCGAAGAUCGGCGCGUUUUGGAUGUGGGACCAGGAAUGUGCUCCUGAACUACGAUGCGGCGGACCCUUGGGCGACGGUGGCACGCUUGGCGGUGGGCGUCUCCAUGCUCUUCGGGUACCCCAUGCAGUUCGCAGGCUUCCGCGAUGGCUUGCUGGAGCUGGGCCACAUUGACCGCCUACCCACGGUCAAGCAUCGCCUGGUCACUGGCGCAUUGCUGGCAGUGGCCGUGGCGGUCGCGUGCUUCUUCCGGGAUUUGGGGCUGGUGCAGGCGGUGGAGGGUGCCCUUUUGGCAGCUUUCCUCGUUUUUCUGGCCGGUCCCAUCAUGGCUUUGAAGCUGCCCUUCGGCCGGGCGCCUCGUGCGCGGCGUGCCUUCCAAGCGCUCAUCGUGCUGGGUGUGAGCUUCAUGGGCAUUGGAUGUGCUGUGAACUUCGGCUUUCUCUGA